AUCCGAAGAGAUAGGGACGGGGGUAAGCGACGCCGAGAAUUGAUCGAUGUCUACUCCUGUCUGUUUUCAGUCAGGGACAGAUAAAGACGUGUGAUGAGAUGAGAGGCGGAGGAAGAAUUUGUGGCAAGGCAACAUGAAACGAAGGCUUAGGAGAAGGAAGCAGCAGUUUGGAAAUGAAACUCGGCCCCCAGGUGUGUGAGUCGGAAACAAUCAGUGGGCGGGUGUUUUCCCUCUCCCAUAAGUGACAGCGCACAGUGCAACUAGGAAGUGGAGACACGGGAGGAACGUAAACGGGCGUGUGAUUUAGCCGAGGUCCGGUCCUCUGUGUACCAACUGCCAACAUGCAGUUCUGGGAUUUCCUGGGCUGCACCAAUGGAGAUAUUUCCAGGAUAUCAUACUACACUGAAUAUGACGGCCAGUUAGCCCCAGGAGGAGCAUUUGAGUCAGGCAUGGCGUCGUCUUCCUACCUGGAACCCAACCUCAAUCACUCCGCAGCGGGUGGUUGUGGGGUUAAAUCCAGGACCGGGAUGCCUGGUGUUCCCGGCAUUGGUACCAGCAGCCCCGCUGGGGGCCUUGAGCGGCCCCCGGGCUCCAUGGACCGCGUUCUCAAGAUCUUCCAUUACUUUGAGACAAAUAGUGAACCAUGUACCUGGGCUAGUAAUAUCAGGCACGGAGAUGCCACGGAUGUCAGGGGCGUUAUCCAGAAGAUAGCAGAGAUCCACAAAUUGCGCUGUAUGUCCUCUCUGGGCCUCCGUCUAACCCAUCUGCACUCUGAUGCUCUCCAUUGGUUACACCCUGAUUUGGGCGUGUCUCACGUCAGGGAGAGAUAUGAGAAACAGCACCCCCAGGAGGAGUGGAGGUAUGAGUUGCGGAUACGGUACCUUCCUAAAGGUUACCUCAGCCAUUUCUCUGAAGACAAACCCUCUCUCAACUACCUCUAUCAUCAGGUAAAGAGUGAUUACAUGCAACAUAUAGCUGAUCAGGUGGAUCAAGAUGUUGCUUUGAAACUGGGAUGUUUAGAAAUUAGGAGGUUCUUCAGAGAGAUGCCAGGCAACGCCCUGGAUAAGAAAUCAAACUAUGAACUACUAGAGAAAGAUGUUGGUUUGAGAAGGUUCUUCCCUAAGAGCCUGCUGGACUCUCUCAAGGCAAAAACCCUUCGUAAGCAGAUCCAGCAGACCUUUAAGCAGUUUGCCAACUUCAACGAUGAGCAGAGCAUCCACAAGUUCUUUGAGAUACUCUCUCCAAUCUACCGCUUCGACAAGGAGUGCUUCAAAUGUGCUUUAGGGUCUAGUUGGGUAAUAUCCGUAGAGUUAGCCAUCGGACCAGAGGAAGGAAUCAGCUACCUCACAGAUAAGGGCUCAACGCCGACACACUUAGCUAACUUCAACCAGGUUCAGUCCAUCCAGUACUCCGCUUUGGAAGAGAAGGACAGGAAAGGCAUGCUGCAGCUCAAUGUAGCCGGAGCUCCAGAGCCUCUCACAGUCACCACGGCAUUGCUGACUACGGCAGAAAACAUGGCUGACCUGAUUGACGGAUACUGUCGGCUCGUCUCCUCAGCUCCUCACUCCUUUAUCGUCAGAGUCCACAAAGAUUUUCAUUUUGUCUCUGCAGAGGGGGACAGAGCUCUGCCUUCUAUACCCAAGGUUUCAAAUCAUGAGAAGCGGAUGGAAAAGCGAAUGGACGGAGUACGGACCAGAGCUGUUUGUGUCUCAGGUCACACUAGUGGCGAUGAAACGGACGACUAUGCUGAGAUCAUAGACGAGGAGGACACUUACACCAUGCCUUCAAAAUACUAUGGACUAGAUCAAGCACGGGACUAUGAGAUUCAGCGGGAUCGCAUUGAGUUGGGACGCUGCAUAGGUGAGGGUCAGUUUGGAGAUGUCCACCAAGGAGUCUACAUCAGCCCGGAGAACCCAGCUCUUUCUGUGGCCGUGAAAACGUGUAAGAACUCAACGUCAGACAGCGUCAGGGAAAAGUUUCUCCAAGAAGCAUUGACCAUGAGACAGUUUGACCAUCCUCACAUUGUGAAGCUGAUGGGAGUUAUCACAGAUAAUCCAGUCUGGAUCAUCAUGGAGCUCUGCACAUUCGGAGAGUUACGCUCAUUUCUCCAGGUGAGGAAGUACAGUUUGGACCUGGCCAGUCUCAUCCUGUACUCCUACCAGCUCAGCACAGCGCUGGCCUAUCUGGAGAGCAAACGCUUUGUACACAGGGACAUUGCAGCGCGGAACGUGUUGGUGUCCACAGUCGACUGUGUGAAACUGGGGGACUUUGGUCUGUCGCGAUACAUGGAAGAUAGCUCUUAUUACAAAGCAUCUAAAGGUAAACUGCCCAUUAAAUGGAUGGCUCCGGAAUCCAUCAACUUCAGACGGUUUACCACAGCCAGUGAUGUGUGGAUGUUUGGCGUCUGUAUGUGGGAGAUUCUAAUGUACGGCAUAAAGCCCUUCCAGGGUGUGAAGAACAACGACGUCAUUGGCAGGAUAGAGAAUGGCGAGCGACUGGCGAUGCCCCCUCAGUGCCCUCCUACUCUGUACAGCCUGAUGACAAAGUGCUGGUCUUAUGAUCCCAGCAAGAGGCCGCGCUUCAAUGAACUCAAAACACAACUGAGCACUAUAUUAGAGGAGGAGAAGCUCCAGCAGAAGGAGAGGAGCAGGAUGGAGAUGAGGAGACAAGUUACUGUUUCUUGGGACUCGGGAGGGUCUGAUGAAGCACCACCAAAGCCCAGCCUUCGUCCCUCCCUGCAGCCGACCUUCAGUCUGGAUUCUCUUUCCGUUCCUUCUCCUCACCACGAUUGCCAUCAAAACCAGCGCUUUGCCUCCCAGCUUUCCCUUUGCCCUGGGAACCCUCAUCCAUCAUCUCCCUGCACCUCCUCUCACCCACCCGCUCCUCCUCUCUACCUCUCAUCUCCGCCAUAUCCCCAUCACUUUUCCUCUUCUCCCAGUCGUCAGCCUCUAUCACCUCCUCUUCAAAACACCACUUACUACAAUCGCUCUUUCUCUCCACACCACACUAGGUUGAAUCCCGAACCCAAAUCUUGUCCAAGCUUGUCCCUACAGUGCCAAACAAACCUCUGUUCCCCACCUCACACAAAUUCAGACAGCAUGUCCAAUGGCAGCUGCAACUACAAGAUAAAUCCCUCUACUAACAGCCACCUGCUCUGUUCUUCUCAGCCAGCGUCAAACAACUCCCACUCCCAUCCCAGGAACUUCUCUCCACUCCUUUCCCUAUCCAGUCCUAACCUUAACUCUCUGCCCAGCAGGAUGCCAAAUGUUUGUCCCCUCACCCUCCAAAACAUCCAGCCCAAGUCGAAUUCUGAUCUUAAAACCCCGCUGUUGUCCAUCUUUCACCCUGGCUGCCAAACUAAUCCGACUACCCCCCUCCAACCUGACUCUGACCCCCAGACCCAACACCCUGGGGUGCAGUCAUGUGGGAGGCCCCCACUGGUCUCUGCUGCUCCCCUCACUCCCUAUACUCUGUCCUCCACUUACCCUCGUACACCCAGUAGAAUACCAAGCGCCCCUGUAAGAACCCACUCGCCAUUUUCCAUCCUAUGCUCUGAGAGACCCAUGUUCAUACCCUUGAAGCCGAGUAGACCAGGCUAUCCCAGUCCUCGCUCAAGUGAAGGUUUUUACCCCAGUCCCCAGCAUCCUGGACACUACCAGAUGGCAGGGUACCCCGGCCCUCACACACUUCCCUCUGUGCCCAGCGCCCUGUACCCCCCGCAGGCAGCAAUGCUGGACACGCACCACGCGCACACACACCCUCGCCACCACGUCCACCACUCGCACGCACAACACCUUCCCCAGCCGCACGGACAGGACAUGGCUCUGUGGGGCUCUGCAAUGGAGCAGUGUGUAGGCCAGCAGUGCCUGUUAAUGGAGGAACAGCUGAUGAUACAACAGCAGCAGAUGGCAGAGGAUCAGAGGUGGCUGGAACAGGAGGAAAGGCUGCUGGUAACACACACGAAACCAGACUCCAGAACUUCCAGAGGGAGUCUGGACAGAGACGACGGUGGACUCCAACCUCCGACGGGAAACCAGCACAUUUACCAGCCCGUUGGCAAAGCAGAGCAUGCCGCUCCCCCAAAGAAACCCCCUCGACCUGGGGCCCAGAGCCAAGUGGGCAGCAUGGCCUGUCUAAAUACUGGAGACAGUUACAACGACGGAGUCAAGCCCUGGCGGCUGCAGCCGCAGGAGAUAAGCCCGCCCCCCACCGCCAACCUGGACCGCUCGAAUGACAAGGUGUACGAGAACGUGACGGGACUGGUCAAAGCCGUGAUCGAGAUGUCGAGCAAGAUUCAGCCAGCUCCCCCUGAGGAGUAUGUUCCCAUGGUCAAGGAUGUGGGUCUGGCAUUGAGGACGUUAUUGGCCACAGUGGAUGAGACAUUACCACAACUUCCAGCCAGUACACACAGAGAGAUUGAAAUGGCGCAAAAACUGUUGAACUCUGACCUGGCAGAACUGAUUGGGAAGAUGAAGUUAGCCCAGCAGUAUGUGAUGACCAGUCUCCAGCAGGACUAUAAGAAACAGAUGUUGACGGCUGCUCACGCUCUCGCAGUCGAUGCGAAGAACCUGCUGGACGUCAUCGACCAAUCCCGGCUCAAGAUGAUGGCCCACUCCCGUCCACACUAGCCAGCUGAGCCGAAACCAACAGGAGCUGGUCUGCUGUUUGAGAGACAGACGUCGUCACGGUUUCUGUUCAAAGACUCCUGGAUUAGUCACGUCGGUCAUGUGAGAGUUGACGGAGAAGACGGUGGCUCUGUUCCAUGUUACAUGUUGUAAACCGAGGUAGUCCGUUCAUCUGGGAUUAAACUCUCCACCACUGUGACUUUCUUAGUUCAAGAACCGAGCAAAAACUCGUCCUGAAUCAGGGACUUGGCAGCUUCACUCUCUUUGGAAAGGAGUAUAAUGGUGAGAGGAAGAGAGGGAUAUACUGGUGAUCUUUAAACUGAGCCUGAUUCCUGACAGAAACACCAUCGUGGGCAACUGGAUCUGGAUUUGUUGAUAUCAGAUAGAUUUUGUCUUUGUGGAAUACAACUUUAGAGCAGCAUAUCCGCAUGAAACUUCAAGGUGGGAAUGGACUUCAGCCAGCAGCCAUGUUGACGUCAUGUGUUUUGACCCCUGGAUGUGAUGUGAGCUUCCUCCUCAGUUGAAAUACCUCCACAUCACCACGGACACUCGUCAGCGGGAAGAUCCAACCAGAGGGUUUUUCCUGUUCAGCUUUGGUCCGUGCACGGUGCUUUUCGGUGGAUGCGCCACCAAGAGAACUCGCAGUGAAGAUGGUCUCGGUUUGGGUCGCUCCUCCCUUCUCUCUCUCCACCAUCCGAUCCCGUCUUCCCUCUGUCUCGCCAGCGUUUAUUUAUAGACUCGGAAAAUUGCUGAGGAGGAGACAGAGGGAGAGGCAGGAAGAGCGGAUUAAAACUUGAGGACAGCGCUGCACCAGUCUCCUCCCUGAAGAGAGAAGAGAUACUAUCCUCCUCUUUACUCUGCAUUUCAUACACUUUUCAUCCUCACUGCUCCUCUCCCCCCCUGCAGUCUUCCUCAGCUCCCAUCAGAGCAGGUUUUAAAGACUCUAAAUGUGAAGAAUCAAUCUCACUUCUCGCACUCAGUGUAGUCUACAUCUUUUUCUCUGCUGGCUCCAUUUUUUGUUUUGUUGUUGUUUUCAGCAGUCACACUCUUCUUCCUCGAUACUGUAAACUGUUUGUAACUUGGAACACAAGCAGGUAUUUAAUCCCAGCAUUGACUCUGCAUGAGCAAGAAAAAAAAUGGAAAGAAGAAAACAAUAAGUGGAUUUUCAGGAUUCAGUCUGAUACUUUCUGUUCAUCUGAGUGGUUGACCAGUCUGAGACGUGGUGUUUCACACCGGUCAAUAACAAAAUCAAUGUCCUGAGGACAGUGUGUCUGUUUUUCUCCUUACCCUCAGUCCCAGUAUCGUUCAGAUGUCUCUCAUCCGAGGCCGGUGUCACACCUUCAACAGCCACUUACCCGCCGGUGUCACAAAGUGAAUUUUCUUGGGGGGGACGCAAACAAACCUCACAACUGGAACCUUAGUGCUUUGCAAUCACUAGUAUCCAUCGGGUGUAACACUUUAAAAAUGUCCCCAGGGAUUUAAACACACAUGAAGCCACAUAACUGGAACUUGUCUCGCAGACACAAAACACUGAACUGAAAAUACAGCAGAUCACACGUCUCUGUUAAUACCGACCCCACACGGAAUAUGACAUUCUGCUAUAUGAAACAUACUGGUGACUGUACUAGUAUAGCAUGGUAUACUGGUAUGGAGAAGAGCAUAUUUGCACAACAAACAGCAUUUUUUUUUAUUAUUAUCCUACUUUACACCCGGAUUUGAUUUCCAUGUCUAGCCAGCAAUGACACUAUCAAAUAUCUGGGGUGUAAUAGGGUUGAAAAAUGUAAAAACAAACAAAACCCCCACAAUCUAUUUUAUGUUGUUGCGUAUAUUUGCUCAUGUUGGUAUAUUGUAAGCUAUACUGGCGCGUGUCACUGGUGAAUUGUACAGAACUCGUACUAGUAAACACUGGUUUUUAUUUUGUCUGCUGGUCUAAAUCAGCUGCCUUGUCAAAUAAGAGGAAAAAAACAACGAAAUAAAAUAAUGACGAAAUGAAACUCA
Molecule: messenger RNA, 6623 nt
Organism: Scophthalmus maximus (turbot)
Lineage: Eukaryota; Metazoa; Chordata; Actinopteri; Pleuronectiformes; Scophthalmidae
Product: focal adhesion kinase 1-like
Exons: 37
Coding region: 342-4628 (1428 amino acids)
Biological process (GO): protein phosphorylation; signal complex assembly
Cellular component (GO): cytoskeleton; focal adhesion
Molecular function (GO): protein tyrosine kinase activity; ATP binding
Source: RefSeq, a predicted model, not a curated record